GACGGCGAGCCGUGUAAGCAGUCGGUCGUGUUGUUGUCGCAGGUGACAGCUGAACUCCGUUUAUACGACUAGUGAAAUCUUAUUGUUAUCAGCAACAUAAUCAUCAUCAUUAUAAUAAACAAACCUAAUUGUUAUUAUUCAAAUUGCAAUAGUCUUGACUUGUUUUGAGUGCUCGCGUGUGUUCGAACAAGCGGUCAGCGCGAAAAGGAUUCGAUUGCUCUGACUAUUUCAACAGCAAAAUUGUACGAUAAUUGGUUGGACAAGCUUUUAGGAUAUGCGGCAUUAUCCUGCCAGAACAAAAACAUAAACAAAAGCCUCUUGCAGUACACUCGUCACCAAGUUACGUGCAACAUUUUGUUUGUGUCUGUGUCACCACGUUGCGGUUUCUACGACAAUCCUGGCAAGCAUAUCCUGACCCCGCGGACUCCGCGCCCCUGUCCGGUUCGGUGUGUAGUUAAUGCGGUUUUCCCUCCGCCUGCCCUGAGUUUUUUGUGUGUGCCGCUGCUGCUCGAAAGCGGCCGCCUUUGUUGCAUGGCAACACUUGGCUAAUCGAUGAGGUGCCGAAAAAAGGACACACACACAUACGCCCAGUAACGCAAGGAUAACACAAGGAUAAUGACCUAAACCGAUUUGCUUACAAAUUGAAACCAUGCAAAACUAAAUUGCUACUGCAAAAAUGUGAGCAGCCACUGGGGAAAGGAGCCAAAGCAGCAAAAGAAACCCGAAACGAAUACAGAACAAAACCAAAUAAUACACAAUAAUAAUAAUAAUAAGAAAGAAUAUUCCCACAGUUGGCCACUGGCCAGUGAAAUGCAGCGCCAAAGACUGUAUCCACAAUAAUGUAAGGCAAUAAAAGGCUAGUAAAAGUCUAGUUGAGGGGGAGGUAAACAUUUGCGAAGCAAACAAUGCAAACUAAUAAAGCACUUAAGAGGAUUCUUCUUGCAGACAGCAAAAGCAACAGCAAAAGCAACAAUCAAACGGGCCACUGGGCGUAUGAUUAACAUUGAUAAUCGGCAAAGAAUUUUCAUUAUUUACGCCGAGCGCCAUGGAACGUGAAAUGUGCCGAAGGCGUGGUUUAAUUACUAAUAAAUGCAUUAAAUAUGCUCAAACCACAACAACAACAACAACUGCAGCAACUGCAACAACAACUACAUCUGCAACAUCAGCAACAACAACGCCGCUAACGGCAAAUGGAACAACAACCACUGGGCCAAUACUGGAAGUGGCGCUUAGCAGCUCAACCACGAAGCCAUUAACGGACAUGCAACGAAACCACCUGCUAAAGAUGCCAACUAAAACAGCAACAACAGCAACAACAACAGCGACAACGACAGCAACCAAAACAAAAGGAAUACCAACAACAGCAAAUUGUGCAAACUCAGCAGCAGCAGCCGCAGCAGCAGCUGCAGCAGGAGCAACAACAACAACAACAGCAGCAGAAAGCAUUGCCAGGACAUUAAGGACAUUGGUACACAGCUGGCCACAGUCUGGACUGCUCUUGACGCUCUGCCUCAGCCUGAGCCUGGUGUGCGUCAGCGAAGCGGGCUUCGCCUGCCUCAGCAACCCGUGUGUAUUUGGCGUCUGCAUCGAUGGCCUGAACAGCUCGUAUUCGUGUUACUGCAUUGACGGCUACACAGGGAUCCAGUGCCAAACGAAUUGGGACGAAUGCUGGUCGGGCCCCUGUCAAAACGGUGGCACAUGUGUGGAUGGUGUUGCCUACUACAAUUGUACGUGUCCGGAAGGAUUUUCUGGGUCAAAUUGCGAGGAAAAUGUGGACGAAUGCAUGUCAAAUCCGUGUCAGAAUGGCGGACUAUGCCGUGACCGUAACAAUGGCUACACCUGCACCUGCCAGCCGGGCUAUCUGGGGGAUCACUGCGAGGUGGAUGUCGCCGUCUGCGACACGGGCACCGGCGCCCGUUGCCAGCAUGGCGGCGAAUGCAUUGAGGGGCCUGGUCUGGAGUUCAGCUGUGAGUGCUCAGCCGGCUGGCAUGGCCGCAUCUGUCAGGAGGAGAUCAAUGAGUGCGCCUCCUCGCCAUGCCAGAAUGGCGGCGUCUGUGUGGACAAACUGGCUGCCUACGCCUGUGCCUGCCCCAUGGGUUACACGGGCGUCAACUGUGAAGAGGAGAUACUCAUCUGUGCGGACAAUCCCUGCCAGAACAACGCGCUCUGCCUCAUGGAGGAGAACAUACCCACAUGCUACUGUGUGCCGGACUACCACGGCGAGAAGUGCGAGUUCCAGUAUGACGAAUGCCAGCUGGGCCCGCGCUGUAUGAACGGAGGCGUCUGCAUUGAUGGUGUCGAUACCUUCUCGUGCUCCUGCCCCCCACUUCUUACGGGCAUGUUGUGCGAAUGCCUGAUGGUGGGCGAGGAAUCUCUGGAUUGCAACUACACGGCACCUCCGAUAUCUGCACCACCUGUGGUGCCCAUCACACCUUCCAUGUUCCCGUCAACGUUGGCGCCUCCCACUGUGCGACCGGUUACGCCUCCAGAGACGACCAUGGCGCCAAGCACACCGCCUGCAGCUCCUGCAACCACCACACCAGCAGUUGAGCUUUCGUCUUCAUCGGAGGAGCACUUGGUGGGGGUAAAAGUGACGGCAGCGCCUCCAGAGAGCGAUAGUCACAGCAUAGACAAAGAUCUGACAACGAGAAGGCCGCACCUAGAGCUGGAGCUUACGCCAGAGAUGCAGCCAACAGCCGGACCCACCACACCACCAGCAGGCAGCUCCUCUUCCGUCUCCUCCUCCGAGGAAAGUCACGCCAUCUACACGACCAUACCGCCGGUGCCCGCACCCGGCGUCACCUCUUCCUCUGCCGAAACUUCCUCGGAAGUGAUUACCUCCGAGGAAUACACAACGGUGCGGCGCUUCGAUAUUAGCGGCAGUGGUGGCAGCAGCUCCAGCGAGGAACCCACCACCACAAUGCGCCCCACAUCACCCCAAAGGCCGAGCAUAACCAUUGCCGUGGACUAUGCUUCCUCUGGCAGCUCCGAAUCUGUGGAGCAACCGAUGACUGUAACCACACCCGGCAGCAUCUUUGUCCAUCGGGUGACCACAUUUGGAACAAGCAUCUCUGUGGACUACGCCCCCACACCGACGCCCUAUUUUCCGCCAGAAACCACAUUACGUGCAACGAAGUCUCCCCUGGAGGAAACAACGCGACAUUUGUGGACCGAGCUGCCCACUACGGCGGCACCUUUUUUCACGGAUUACCCAGCUGAGGUGCUCAUUACCACACAUCGCACCAGCGCAGGCAGAUUCACCACAGUGCAGCCGCCCACACCACAACAGGAAACCACCACAGCUCCACUGGACUAUGAACCACCCAGCGUGGAGCUAACCACGUCACAAGCUCCUCACAUUGUGGUCACCAUUCUGGAGGGCAACACAACGCUUCCAACCACAACAUAUAUGCCAACAAUGACAACCCAGCGCCUGCAGCCACAAACAGCUCACGCAGCCACAGGAAUACCGCUGGAGUGGGAGCCAAGCACCACACAGCUACCGCCGGCUGUAACCAUGCCCAUGCCCGUGGAGGUAACCACUUCCCAAACCAUGACAACAGAGGAUUUGCUUGGCCCGCCGGCGCCGCCUCUGAUGACCAUCGAACCACCUCGGGAGACAACCACUCCCAGAGCAACAGGUACCCUGGCACCCACACCCAUGCCUACGGAGCCGCCAACCCUUCCUAGCCUGCCGGCAGCCACUGUGCCACCAACCCCACCAUCCACACAGUCGGCACAGACUAUGCCACCGCCCACGCCACCGUUGCAUGCCUACAAUACGCCCGGCCAGCCGGAGUUGCCCGCGCAGACGAAGCCGCCGGUAACCGAGAGCAGUGAGGAGGCGGAAGGUGCCAACACGGUAGCCAUCGGCAGUGCUGCUGGUGGUGCAGAAGAAAAAUCCGGCGAUGUCGACUGCAUUAAACUCGGCUGCUACAAUGGCGGAACCUGUGUGACCACAUCUGAGGGAUCCCGGUGUGUUUGCCGCUUUGACCGCCAGGGGCCGCUUUGCGAGCUGCCGAUCAUCAUCCGGAAUGCCGCCUUCUCCGGCGAUUCGUAUGUGUCGCAUCGCAUCUACAAGGACAUUCCACAGCAUGAAGCCCUGGACGCGGUGCUGCCCAUGCAUAUACAAUUAAAGGUGCGCACCCGGGCCACCAAUGGACUGAUCAUGCUGGCUGCCGCCCAGGGCACCAAGGGUGGCCACUACAUGGCGCUAUUCCUGCAGAAGGGUCUCAUGCAGUUCCAGUUCUCGUGCGGGCUGCAAACGAUGCUGCUGAGCGAACUGGAAACGCCUGUGAAUACUGGCCACGAAAUUACCAUUCGAGCUGAAUUGGACUUCAGCCGCAAUUACACGCACUGCAAUGCCUCGCUGCUCGUCAACGACACGCUGGCCAUGUCCGGGGAUCAGCCGACAUGGCUGAAACUGUUGCCGCCGCGCCUGCACACGCCCGAGGUCAUACUGAACACUUGGCUGCAUUUGGGCGGCGCACCCCAGGCGCCAAUUGGCCUCAUUAUCGAACUGCCGCCUGCCCAAAGCGGCACAGGCUUCACCGGCUGCCUCCACACACUCCGCAUCAACGGACAGUCGCGCGAAAUAUUCGGCGACGCACUGGACGGCUUUGGCAUUACGGAAUGCGGCUCGUUGGCCUGCCUGUCGAGUCCCUGUCGCAAUGGCGCCGCGUGCAUCAAGAUCGAAUCGAACGAGCUGGACGCGAACGGCGACAAGGCCGAGAAAUGGAAAUGCAAAUGCCCCACCGGCUAUAUGGGGCCGACCUGCGAGAUAUCCGUUUGCGAGGACAAUCCCUGUCAAUAUGGCGGCACCUGUGUGCAAUUUCCGGGCAGCGGAUACCUCUGCCUGUGUCCGCUGGGCAAGCACGGCCACUACUGCGAGCACAAUCUCGAGGUGGCACUGCCCUCCUUCUCGGGCAGCGUUAAUGGCCUCUCCUCGUUUGUGGCCUACACGGUGCCCGUGCCGCUGGAGUACUCUCUGGAGCUGAGCUUUAAGAUACUGCCGCAGACCAUGUCACAAAUUUCGCUGCUCGCAUUUCUGGGCCAAUCCGGCUAUCAUGACGAGAAGAGCGAUCAUCUGGCCGUCAGCUUUAUACAGGGCUAUAUAAUGCUCACCUGGAAUCUGGGCGCCGGACCACGUCGCAUCUUCACACAGAAGCCCAUAGAUUUCCGACUGGAUGCGCCGCGUGUGCCCUACGAGAUCAAGGUGGGUCGCAUCGGUCGCCAGGCCUGGCUCUCAGUCGAUGGCAAGUUCAACAUUACGGGCCGUUCGCCGGGCAGUGUCAGCCGCAUGGACGUGCUGCCCAUUCUGUACCUGGGCGGCCACGAGAUCGCCAACUUCAACACGCUGCCGCACGAUCUGCCGCUGCACUCGGGCUUCCAGGGCUGCAUCUACGAUGUGCAGCUCAAGGCCGGCCAAGUAACUGUGCCGCUGCAGGAGACACGCGGCGUUCGCGGUCGAGGUGUUGGACAAUGCGGCACUCGGGAAUGCCACAGGCACGCCUGCCAGCACGACGGAGCCUGUCUCCAGCAUGGCGCCACCUUUACCUGCAUUUGCCAGGAGGGCUGGUACGGUCCGCUCUGUGCACAGGCCACAAAUCCUUGCGACUCCUUCAACAACAAAUGCUACGAGGAGGCAACUUGCGUGCCGCUUGUCAACGGCUACGAAUGCGACUGCCCGGUGGGACGCACGGGCAAGAACUGUGAGGAAGAAAUACGUUCACUGAGCGACGUCUCACUGACGGGUCGGCGUUCGUAUCUGGCCGUGCGUUGGCCUUACCUCUAUGAUGGCGGCGAUAAGCUGGGCGCCAAGCGCUCCCAGAUGGUCAGCUAUCGCAACUUUACCAAGAAGCUGAUGCCGCCCAAGCCCAUCUCCACGCCCAGCACACACUUUGUAAUGAAGCUGCUCAACGAGGUGGAGAAGCAGCGCAGCUUCUCUCCCGUGCCGCUGAUGGGCUCCAAGACCUUCGAGGAGCAUCAUCGUGUCCAGUUUUUCUUCAUAGAAUUCCAGCUGCGUCCACUCUCCGAGCGUGGACUGCUUCUCUACUUUGGCACGCUCAAUAACAAUCAGGACAAGAAGAUCGGAUUCGUCUCGCUGUCGCUGCAGGGCGGUGUCGUCGAGUUCCGCAUCUCUGGACCCAGCAACCAUGUGACCGUCGUCCGAAGUGUGCGCAUGCUGGCCAUUGGUGAAUGGCACAAGAUCAAAAUGGCGCAGCGCGGACGCUGGCUGACAUUGUGGGUGGAGGGCAGCGCCUCGUCGGCGUUGGCGCCCUCCGCCGAGGUGCUUGUCGAGCCCGAUUCCCUGCUCUUCAUUGGCGGCCUGAAAGAUGUCUCCAAGCUGCCGCACAAUGCCAUCUCCGGCUUCCCCAUACCAUUCCGUGGCUGUGUCCGGGGCCUCGUCGUCAGCGGCACUCGCAUUGUCCUCAACGAAACGAAUAUCGUGGAAUCACGUAACAUUCGCGAUUGCGACGGCACCGCCUGCGGCGGGGAUUCCUGUGAGUCGGGCGGCCACUGCUGGCUGGACGAGAAGCUGCAGCCGCACUGCAUCUGUCCGGAUUAUGCGAGGGGCGAUCGCUGCGAAUACUCGGAGACCUGCAAGCUGAUCCCGUGCAAGAACAAUGGACGCUGCCUGCGCAGUGGCCGCUGCUCCUGUCCCAAUGGCUGGGGCGGCUUCUACUGUGAGAUUGCGUUGAGCAAGCCAACAACACCAAGCUUCCGCGGCAACAGUUACCUGAUCUUGCCGCCCCCUCGCAUUCCCAUGAAAGACAAGCGCCGCGGCCCUUCGCUCUACGCGCGCCCGCGCGAAGCCAUACAAAUCUCACUGAACUUCUCGACCAUCGAACCGGACGGCCUACUGCUCUGGAGCGAGCACGAUCAGUUGAAAUUCCUGGGUCUGGGACUGGAGAAUGGCCACCUGAAGCUGGCCAACAAUCUGCUGGGCAGCAAUAAUGACACCGUUCAGGCACCUGCGAGCGGCUUCGUAGCCGAUGGCGCCUGGCACGGCAUUAGUGUGCUCCUGGAUCGCACACGCCUCGACCUGCAGCUGGAUGGCGCAGUGAUAUUCACGGAGCGGCUGCCCGAGCUCAACCGACGAAUGACAACAACCCCUACGUCAUCGAUUCAGCGUCGUGGGGGCAAGGAGCCAACGAUUAGCUACGAGGAUAUUUUCUAUUUAGGUGGUUUUCCCAAUCAGGACUCGGUAAGCAUGCGGACGCAAGGCCGCUUCUUUGAGCCAUUUAAAGGCUGCCUGCAGGAUAUUCAAUUCGGAGCGGAGCCAAAAGCCGUAAUAAACGAUUUCUCAACGUACCAAGGCGAAAAUAUUGGCUCUUGUGAUUUGCACGGUGAUGAGCCGAUUAUUUUAUAAAUCGACAGAUGAAUCAAAAAAUACAAAAAGAAGUAAUAACAAAAAAAAAGAAAAUAUUAAGAGAACAAAUUGUGUAACCUAAUAUUCGUAUAUUAUUAUUGUGAAUUACAAUUGAAUAAUUGUGGUCGAAAUUUCAAGUAAAACGGAAAACAAGAAACCCCAAAAGUUAGAACUAAGCUAAGUGUUAAGGGAGUUUAUAUUUGCAAAAACCUCCUUAAUCAAUUUUAAAGUAUACAGAUGGGGGAUUGCUGCAUGGAGGAAACGAAAUGGAACAUAAUUUUGUAAAUUUUAUAAAAAUAACUGACAAAAA
Molecule: messenger RNA, 7682 nt
Organism: Drosophila montana
Lineage: Eukaryota; Metazoa; Arthropoda; Insecta; Diptera; Drosophilidae
Gene: eys
Product: eyes shut
Exons: 14
Coding region: 1046-7372 (2108 amino acids)
Molecular function (GO): calcium ion binding
Source: RefSeq, a predicted model, not a curated record